Cydia splendana is the source of this 1787-nucleotide messenger RNA. Its product is annotated as ras-related and estrogen-regulated growth inhibitor. NCBI's taxonomy places the organism in Eukaryota, Metazoa, Arthropoda, Insecta, Lepidoptera, Tortricidae. The record is from RefSeq and is a predicted model, not a curated record. Gene Ontology annotation, molecular function: GTPase activity; GTP binding. The coding region runs from base 121 to 750 and encodes 209 amino acids. The transcript is spliced from 5 exons.
CUUGACCCAUUAAACACGCCCGAUGUUCUGUCGCUUCAAAUAUUUUUAGAACGGCAGUCGUCGAGUAGUGUCGGUGCACGCGCGGCGCGCGAACGUGGACGGAAAUCACGGGAACUCGCCAUGGCGUCCCGCGGCAUAAGGCGGAAGAAAUCCUCUCUCUCGGAGGUGAAAGUCGCGGUGGUCGGCGCACCCUCGGUUGGAAAAAGUGCUCUGACGGUCCGAUUUCUAACAAAAAGAUACAUCGGCGAAUAUGAUCAUCAACAAGACAGCAAGUACAAGCAUGAAGUGUUACUGGACGGCGACCCGAUCUUGUUUGAGAUCUUGGACACGUGCCCAAAGAGCACGGAGGAUCUUCCAACGCAUGACAUCGCACAGUGGGCAGACGGCCUGUGCCUAGUGUACUCUAUCACGGACCGGCAGUCGUUCAACUUCGUGCGGCGCGCCAAGCAGAGCCUACAGCCAGACGUACCACUCACGCUAGUGGGCAAUAAGGCUGACAUGGUGCAUCUGAGACAGGUGAGCCCCGACGAAGGCGAGAUCCUGGCAAAAGAUUUCGAGUGCAGUUUCCGUGAGGUCGCGGCAGCCGAACAGGUGGUCCAAGUGAGCGAGGUCUUCCAAGACCUGUGCCGCGAAGUACUCCAGCUCAGACGCCGUGCCAAGCACAGCCUGCUGGACCGCAUGCUGGGAACGAAGACGGCUUACCGGGUGUAUUCUAGAGGGAAGAGCGACAGUGCAUUGCCGAAGGAUUAAUCUGUUGUAAAUCGACUUUUAUUUUGGUUUUCAAAGCUUUGGAAGUCUUGGGCUUUCCAUACAGACUAGCUUGCACUUCUUGUCCAAAUUACCUAGGAAAUUUUAAAUAGCAAAAUGAUUUGUUUUGUACAUGGUUAAUAUGGAGGAAAUAUGUGUCGUUUCCAAACAAAAUGUCCCACUUUGUCGCUUGCCAUAAGGACGCUUUGACAGGUUAUUCGUAUAAAGGUACAAGCAAAUCUCCUUCUUGAGCAAUUCUCAAAAAGUUUGUACAUUUCGAUCACAUCUUAGAUUUCUAUAAAAAUUGGUAAGCUGGUAAAUUACAUGAAGCUGAACAACUUCCACCACAUUUCCCAAAAUGUCCCAGACAGUUUCUAAGAAACAUUCCUUUUUUGUUACCAAAUGUGUAAGGAAAUCUGGUAACAAAAAAGGAAUGUUUCUCUCUUUUGCUCUCUUAUGGUAAGCAACGGAGUGAAUGGAGUGGGUCCUUUGACUAGACUUCGACACAUAUGGAUAACAGCGAUGCAAUAUCGUUACAGAAUCUCAAGGAUUAAAUUCUUCAUUGAUUUGCAUUUCCAUACAAGCACAUUUCGCGUUUAAAUUAUUUCUAGAAUGUUUUUGCUAAACGGAAUAGACAAAUAUUAAAUGCUCCAGGCGGCUUAGCACGGUCGCGUUUUUAUCCCUUGUCACCAUGCCUGUCACGUUCUAACAAGUAUGUAAGUGCGAAAGGGACGCGCAUAGUGAUAGUCGAUAAAAAUGGAACCGUGCUGAGCCCGCAGCUUAGCGCCACUUGCACCAUCCCACUAUCCCGGGGUUAACUGAUUAAACGGUUAACCCAGUGUCAAAUUGUACUGGUAACCAUGGAAACUCCAGGUUUAACCGGUUAACCCCGGGUUAUUGUAUGGUGCAAGUGGCCCUUAAGUACUCACCUGCACAGAUCAACAAAUCAGAUUUAUGAUGGAAAAUACAAAAUCCCGCUCUAUGACACUUAUUAGCAGUGAUCGUACAUUUUCCAGCAUUUUUGGUGCAGCAGAGUGGAG